CUUAAAGCGAUCGAGAAGGCGCAGUAUCGCGCCACUGUGGGGGACGUGAGCUCGAUUUCGGGGGCGAGCGUGUUCGAGACGCAAAAGGCGCUCAACGCGCUGGCGGCGGACACAGGAGCGACUUUGGAAGUAUCCAGCGCGGGCGAUCUCACAUACGUGUUUCCCAGGUCGACACGAGGGAUUUUGAGCUCGAAAUCGUUCAAGAUGAAGAUCGAACCGAUCGUGAGCGGGGCGAAAAGCUUAGCUUCGUACGUUUUUCGCGUGGCGUUUGGAACGUCGCUCGUGGCGAGCGUGAUGAUUGUCUACACCGCCAUCUUCGCCCUCAUGAGCGCCAAGAGUAGUGACGAUCGUUCAGAUCGGCGCGGUGGUGGCUUCGCUGGGCCGCGCUUUUACAUUUCGCCGUUUGAUUUGUUUUGGUAUUGGGAUCCGUACUACUAUCGCCGACCGCGAAGACGCGACAGAGAGAUGAACUUUUUUGAGGCUGUCUUCAGUUUUGUUUUCGGCGACGGCGAUCCGAACUUGGAUUUCGAAAAGCGGCGUUGGGAGUUGGUUGGACGCUUGAUUCAAAAGAAUAAGGGCGUUGUGACGGCGGAGCAGUUGGCGCCGUUUCUGGACACGGCGGGAUACGAAGACGAGUCCUUUGUCUUGCCCGCGCUCACCCGCUUCGAGGGCACGCCAGAGGUGAAUACCGUCACAGGAUCGAUCAUUUAUCGAUUUCCUAACAUGGAGUCCACCGCUGGAAAAACAACGGCGCGAAGUAGAGGCGAAAGUGAGGCGUUGGCGCAAGAGGAGCGAUGGGUGUUUUCGCUCGCCGAGCCGUCGCAAAAGAUUCAAGCGGGUUUACUCGGCGUUGCGAACUUAGUGGGGGUGGUGAUUUUGGCGCAGAUGAUUAACGACCCGCAAAUCAUGUACCGCACCCGAGAGUACGUGGAGUUGGCGCGCGCCUUCUCGGGCUUGCUCCCCGGUUUACUGAGCUACGGCGUAUUAUUCUUCGUCGUUCCGCUGUUGCGCUAUUUCCGCAACCAAGGCAAGAACCGGGAAAUCGAUGCUCGCAAUAACUCUCGAUUGCUCGCAGCUCGCCGUAUCGCGAGUCCAGAGCCUCGUUUAGCCGCCAAGCUCGCCGCCGCGAGCUCAGCUGCGUCCCAGCGCGUCGUGGGUGACGCCGUGUACACAAACGAGACCGAUCUCAUCAAAGGAGUCGUCGAGAGACACUCGUUCGUCGACGCC
This is a messenger RNA of Ostreococcus lucimarinus CCE9901, 1227 nucleotides long. RefSeq lists its product with no specific name. Lineage: Eukaryota; Viridiplantae; Chlorophyta; Mamiellophyceae; Mamiellales; Bathycoccaceae. Gene Ontology annotation, cellular component: chloroplast envelope. The annotation marks the transcript as partial. The record is from RefSeq and is a predicted model, not a curated record. The transcript is spliced from 2 exons.